UGCUCCAUAGACCAUGAAUUUCUAGAAUUAAUGCAACGGUUUUGGAGACAAGAAACUGACAUUACCGAUGCACCGCGUCUCUCAACCGAAGAACAAGACUGUGAGAAUCAUUUUAAAGAAACUUAUUCUCGUCUUCAAAAUGGACAAUUUAUGGUACGUCUCCCAUUCAGCCGAUCUCCUAGAGAAUUAGGAGAAUCUUAUAUACCUGCUCUUCGAAUGUAUAACCGAUUAGAACAACGUUUCGCAAAAAACCUAACAUUUAAAUUAGACUAUUCGAAUUUUAUGUCAGAGUACUUGCAACGUGAUCACAUGAGAUUAGCUUCACCAAUGUUAAUAGAUUCGUCUUAUUAUCUCCCUCAUCAUGGUGUUGCUCGCGAAAGCAGCUCAACAACUAAAUUACGAGUCGUCUUCAAUGGGUCUCAAAAAACAUCAACAGGGAUUUUGUUAAAUGACUGCUUACACACGGGUCCGAAAUUGCAAAUUGAGCUUAUUGAUGUUCUUGUUCGUUGGCGGCGUCAUUCAGUAGUCUUCGCUUGCGAUCUUGAAAAAAUGUACCGACAAAUUAGAUUGCAUCUCGACGAUUCUUAUCAAUUAUCAACCGUCACUUACGGUUUAGCGUGCGCUCCGUAUUUGGCGAUUCGUUGUUUGCAUCAGCUGGCUGACGAGCAUGAUCAAAGUCAAUCGUUAGGUUCAGCAGUUAUAAAAAAAGAUACUUACGUUGAUGAUAUUUUUUCGGGAGGUGACGAUGUCGAAGAAGCUCAAGAGAUUAUUUUUCAACUAAAUCGAUUAUUAACGGCGGGCGGCUUUAUAGCUAGAAAAUGGAUGUCGAAUGAUUCGGAGACCCUUGCACACAUACCAUUGAAGUUAAUUUCACCAUCAUUAACUUGUAAUGUAGAAGAAGGCACAUCAAGUCGUGCUCUUGGAUUAUUGUGGAAUAAUCGCGAAGACGUUUUCAUUUUCGAAUGUCACUCGAAUUGCGAAUCUGCGGAGCGAAUAACAAAACACUCUUAA
Onthophagus taurus is the source of this 1011-nucleotide messenger RNA. Lineage: Eukaryota; Metazoa; Arthropoda; Insecta; Coleoptera; Scarabaeidae. The record is from RefSeq and is a predicted model, not a curated record.